AUGAGAUUUGGCCACAAUGAGCAGGGACCGGAAACGUCAUCCAACGCUCAGGGGGGGGAGCCAAGCGACGGGGGUAUUGGGGGCCGGCCUCACGAGGGGCGGUUCCGGCCACAGGUGUUACCAGCGGGGGGUCCGAGUGAGGACGAGAAAUUGCGGCGGACAGGGGGGUUGCUGACGGGGCAGGUCAGCCUAGGAAGCCUCCGGCGGUUCCACGAGGUCCAGCCCCCCCGCGACCGGAGUCGAGAUGAGAGGUUCCAGGGAGGGGGGCAAGGACGAAGCAGGGACGGAGGGGGGGGAGAGAGGACCAGGGAUGGCGGGGUGCAGGAAGAAGGGGCACGAAAUAGAGAUGAGGGCUUUCCAGAAGGGGGCCAGGGCAGGAACAGAGAGGAAGAGUUGCUGAAAGGGGGCCAAGUAAGAGGCAGGCCAGAGGGGGCGGAUGUGGAGAUGCAUGAAGGAGGGGGUUCAGGAGGUGGGGCUGGAGGGGGGGCUCGAUGGGGGGCGCGGUUGCCACCCGCUGAGGGGCACAAACGGGACAGACAAGGGAUCCCCCUGAACCUGGAAGAGAGGCCCGAGGAGCCGCAAGAGGAUGGCGAGGGGGACGAAGGGGCGCGGUCGCAGCACAGUGGCUCAUCAGGUGCGGAUCUGUCGCGGGAGUCGACUUCAAAAGGAGGAGCGCCGGGGCGGGAGAAACCCCUCCAAUCAGGCACAAACAGCGAAGAGACGUCAGUCGGCGGACGUAACUUCGAGUGCACUUUCUGCCAACGGCGCUUCUCCAGCAGUCAGGCUCUUGGCGGUCACCAGAACGCGCACAAGCGCGAGCGCAUCCAGGCGAAGCGCCACCAAACCCUUGCGUCGCGCCAGUCUGCCCUGGCCGCCCAACAACACUUCCCCGCCGACCGCCGCCCGCGGUUAGCCACCAACCCGGCCCCGAACCCUUACCCUCAACCCGACUCCAACUUCCCCUUCCCGGCGGGCGCCGAAACGCUCCAGCCGCAAAUACCGCUACCAUUACCGAUGCCGUUCAACCCGUUUGCGCGGCCUCCUUGGAACCCAUACCAGGCGUUCGAAAAUCUGCAGAAGCCUAACCCCCUCCAGAUGCCCGGUGCGCGGCCGCCGGGCAUGCCCCCCUGGCCGUUUAUGGGUCAGCCCCCGCCGGGUUACUUUAACCAGGUGGGCAGCGCCGAGGCCGCAGCAGUGGCUGCUGCCUCCGCCGCCGUUGCACUCUUCAACUACAACCAGCAGGCGGGCCUUAACCCGCAGUUCAGCCCGCCCUUUAACCCGGAGGGUUAUCCCAGCCCGGGGAGAAUGAACCCAGGGGCCGCGUUGCAAACCACCCCCGAAAUGGUCGCGGCGUACCAACGCCGGGGGGACGAAGCGAGAAACGGAGACGACACUGCCGCGCCCCAGUCUUUCGGAGGCGCUUCGAAUAUGGGCGCUCGGUCGAUGCCAAUCGCGCCUCCCGGGGGGCCCCCCAAUCCGCUCCGGGGGGAUCCCCCGAGGCAGCCCCAGGCUCGACCACCAGGGCUCGAAGCGCCCGGGUUUAACCCCCUGGUUAACGUCAACCAGGGUGCCGUUCCGUGGUUUGGCCCGCUUGGGGGAGGGGCAGGGGACUCUCUGGGGCCGCACGGCUCUCGCCCCGGGGGGGUGCAGCAGCAGCCCGUUGGCCCCCCCCUCGGAACUCAAUACCCGGGCUUGCCCCCCGGAACGGGGAUGCCGUUUCCGCCGCAGCUUGGGGGAGCCUUGAACCAGCCUUGGCCUGCGGCGCUUCUUUCCACCGUUGGGGGGGGUAACCAGUUUCGUGUCCCGGGGGUGUAUCCGAACUUGGCGCAGAUGGCGCAACUUUCGGGUCAGCAAGGGUAUGGGCCGUUCCCCUCGGGCCAACACCGGGGGGGGGUACCUCGGGGACCGGACCUAGAGAGAGAAGAGGGGCCAACUGAGCAGCAGGCUGCCGCGCCGUUGGGCCAGUCUGGGGGACGGGGAGAAGAGGAACCGGCGGAUGACGAGCUAGACCUUGACCUAGGGCUUGCACCAAAGCAGCCAAAGGGGAAGCUUUGGAAGUAGGGGUCGCGAAUGAGAUUGGGGAUACGGGUAACGAGGCACGGGGGGAGGCUUGUCAGAGGUCGUUUGGUUGCGGGAAGGUUUCGGUCAUGCUGUGCGUCAGCAGAUGAGAGUGGCGGUUUUGGGGGGCGUGGCAAUCGAGACGGUAUGAGUGUUAAGGGACCGAAGUAAUGCGCCACAAGCAGUUGGUUUGGGAUGGACGGGUUAC
Klebsormidium nitens is the source of this 2266-nucleotide messenger RNA. NCBI's taxonomy places the organism in Eukaryota, Viridiplantae, Streptophyta, Klebsormidiophyceae, Klebsormidiales, Klebsormidiaceae. The record is from the annotation of a GenBank genome assembly.